Messenger RNA from Parastagonospora nodorum SN15, 324 nucleotides. RefSeq lists its product as hypothetical. The record is from RefSeq and is a predicted model, not a curated record. The coding region runs from base 1 to 324 and encodes 107 amino acids. The transcript is spliced from 3 exons. Lineage: Eukaryota; Fungi; Ascomycota; Dothideomycetes; Pleosporales; Phaeosphaeriaceae.
AUGACGCUUAUUAAGGACGACGACGACUUGCUAGGCACUCUUAAGAAGACUAGAGACGAAGAGAAGCUAGCUAAGGCUAAAAAAGAGAAAGAGGAGAAAGAAGCUCAGAAGCGCGAGACUCAGCUAGAUAGCCCGCUAGACAGCGACGACUACCGCUCAGACAGCAGCUCAGACAUUAACCCUAAGGAUAACUCAGAGGACGAGGAGGCAACGACAGCAAAGGACCUUGCUAGAGAACAAAAGGAAAGGCUUAAAGCCUUAUUAAACGCUAAUCUCUCUGCAAGAGUAGAGACAGCAAUAGAACACUGCACUCUAGAAGAGUAG